AUGUAUCCUAACAACUGUGAAAUCAAGGUCCGUUAUUCUGCGAACCAUAAUCUCUUGCGCACAGUCGGCUUUGUCACGAUGCUUUGUGCAGUACGAAACAUGCGCCAAAAAGGAUUGCUAUUUGCUGGACCCCCUUGUGCGACUUGGGUGUUUUUGUCCCAAGGGACGACCAAACGCAACUGGUGGAAUCCGGAGGGAGGGGACUCCAAGAAGGUUGUCCUUGCGAACAUCCUUUGCAUGCGGCUAUUGUACCUGUUAUAUUAUGCGCAUCAACGUGGAAUAUACUGGGCAGUUGAACAACCCAUGAGCUCCGUGCUCUUCAUCUGGCCCCCGAUGGCAAGAUUUCUGCGUUGGGCAAAUGCACGGAGGGUCUGCUUUCCGAUGGGAUCGUAUGGAGCGGCCACACUUAAAUACACAGUGAUCUGGACCACCCUGCCCGCAGCACAUCACCUUCGCCGAGCCUUGGAUGUGAAACAAUUGCGUCUGGCCUUGCAAAGGACUUUGGAAGACAAGUCAUUGGUGAGAAAGUCCGUUGAUAAGAAUGGCAAGUUGAGAGUGGCUGGGAAGCGGAGUGCCCUCGCCCAAUCGGCUGAAUAUCCCCGGCCAUUUGGGAUGGCCGUGGCAGCACUGGUGCCAGAACGUGGAGAUGUUCCUGAAGAUGACUUCGUUGACUUGACAUCGUAUACGGGCCAGGACCACUUGGGCAGCCUACAUGACUUGAUCAAGGGCCGGAAAUUGGCCUGGUGGCGCCAGGCAUACAAUAUCCACUAG
Durusdinium trenchii is the source of this 771-nucleotide messenger RNA. The record is from the annotation of a GenBank genome assembly. Lineage: Eukaryota; Dinophyceae; Suessiales; Symbiodiniaceae.